GAGAGAGAGGUUACACUUCCUCAUUGGUCGGUCUCAGCUCUGCAAUGGCUUCUCUGUGGAAUUCUGGAGAGGAAUGAAGAAACCCUCAUAGAGAGAAAAAUGGCGGGAAAAUACGUGGCAUCAUCGUCUCUACCAAACCCUAGAGGCGGAAGCACCAGAUCUCCGAUCCUCCUUCUCACCUUCUCUCUCCUCUCCCUUUCUCUCCUUCUCUUUCUCUUCUCCAUCCUCCCCUCCCAUCCAAACCCCAACCCUAACCGUAACCCUAACCUUAACACUCUUCUACCUGAAUCCAGCUUCGUUGCUUCUCUCGAACACUUCCUCAUUUCCAAGUCCCCCAGAUCUCCUCCAAUUCGAGAUGAUACUGUUGGUUCAGAUGACCCGGAGGCAGUGAAGAAGCUCGAUGAUUUGGUGUGGCAGAGGGAGAUUCGGAGGGUGUACGAGGACCCGUACUAUCCGGCGGCGUCGGGGGUGACGUCGGCCAUUAGGGUGUAUGUGUACGAGAUGCCGGCGAAGUUUACGUAUGAUCUCCUCUGGUUGUUUCGGAACACUUAUAAGGAGACUUCGAAUCGUACUUCCAAUGGUAGCCCCGUGCAUCGCCUGAUUGAGCAGCAUUCUAUUGAUUACUGGCUAUGGGCGGAUUUGACUGCACCAGAAUCAGAAAGGCUUUUGAAAAAUGUUGUCAGAGUGCAUAGGCAGGAGGAGGCGGACCUAUUCUACAUUCCAUUCUUCACAACCAUCAGCUUCUUCUUGUUGGAGCCAGAGCAGUGGAAGCCACUUUACAGGGAAGCUUUGAAGUGGGUGACUGAUCAACCUGCAUGGAAACGGUCUGAAGGGAGGGACCACAUACUUCCAGUUCAUCAUCCAUGGUCUUUCAAGACUGUUCGGAAAUCCAUGAAGAAUGCAAUUUGGCUGUUACCAGACAUGGACUCCACAGGGAACUGGUACAAGCCUGGACAAGUUUCACUUGAAAAAGAUCUAAUACUUCCUUAUGUUCCAAAUGUCGAUUUGUGUGAUGCCAAAUGCUCAUCGGAAAGUGAAUCAAAGAGGAAGACACUUCUAUUCUUCCGUGGGAGGCUUAAAAGGAAUGCUGGGGGGAAGAUUCGUGCUAAGCUUAUGGCAGAACUAAGUGGUGAUGAUGGUGUGGUUAUACAGGAGGGAACUGCUGGGGAAGGGGGGAAAGAAGCUGCCCAGAGAGGGAUGCGCAAGUCUAUUUUUUGCCUAAGUCCAGCUGGUGACACUCCAUCCUCUGCUAGAUUGUUUGACGCUAUUGUUAGUGGGUGCAUCCCUGUUAUAGUUAGUGAUGAACUGGAGCUUCCUUUUGAAGGAAUACUUGAUUACCGGAAGAUAGCUCUAUUUGUUUCCUCCAGUGAUGCUAUGCAGCCAGGUUGGCUUUUGACAUUUCUGAAAAGUAUCAGUCCUGCUCAAAUUAAAGAAAUGCAAAGGAACCUAGCCAAGUACUCGAGGCAUUUUGUAUAUUCCAGUCCAGCUCAACUCUUGGGUCCAGAAGACUUGGUGUGGAGAAUGCAGAUGGCGGGUAAGUUAAUGAACAUCAAGCUUCACACCAGAAGGUUGCAGCGUGUGGUGAGGGAAUCCAGAAGGCUCUGCACGUGUGACUGCAAGCGUGCCAACUUCACAGGCCCCUAGCUUCCCCUUCCCCCCAUUUAUUGCUUAUAUUUCUUUUGUAAACUUAUAUAUAUUUUGUGGGAGUUCAAAAUUGCUUAAACCAGAAGUUAGUUAGGUACCACAUCUCGAUAUUUUUGUAGUGAUAUCUUUCUUUGUUUUGGAAUGGAUUGAUUCGACCAGAAGGGGAAAAAAAAUGAAAAGUUGAUGGGCGUUUAUGAAUUCAUGAUAAA
Vitis vinifera (wine grape) is the source of this 1853-nucleotide messenger RNA. Its product is annotated as probable arabinosyltransferase ARAD1. Gene Ontology annotation, molecular function: glycosyltransferase activity. The transcript is spliced from 9 exons. Lineage: Eukaryota; Viridiplantae; Streptophyta; Magnoliopsida; Vitales; Vitaceae. Bases 100 to 1644 code for a protein of 514 amino acids. The record is from RefSeq and is a predicted model, not a curated record.